AUGCGCUUCAUUGUGCUGUUGUGUGCGCUAAUCGCCGUGGGUCUCGGCGCGAACGGGGAUAAUUGCGGUAUGGCCAAAAACGGAGUGUGCCCCUGUGGCUGCAUUGUGGAAACGCUGUGCACCCGGGUGACCUUUGGCGAUUGUGGAACGCCAAUAAAUGGGUUGUGUCCAAGCGGAUGCCGUCUCGACCCCGGUCAUUGCGUUUUCUGGUCUGACCCGAAUUGUAUAGGGCCUGCUGUUGGUGGCGUCUGUCCUACCGGUUACAAAGUCGGUGCCGGCAAUCUGUGCUGUAAGAUU
Molecule: messenger RNA, 297 nt
Organism: Mesorhabditis spiculigera
Lineage: Eukaryota; Metazoa; Nematoda; Chromadorea; Rhabditida; Rhabditidae
Source: the annotation of a GenBank genome assembly